AGUUUCAGUAAAUCAGGCUUUAUAAUAACUUGGAUACUACGCUGGGACGGACAGCUACAUAAGAUGAUGGCUUUUAAAGUUACGAUUUUCCUUUUGUGCGCAAUUGUCGUCAGUGAAUCUGCAUUCAUUGACACGCUGACUAAAUGUUCAAUCAAUGACGGAGAAUGUUUGAGGGAACUAUAUCAAAGGGUGCUGCAAGAUAUCGCCAAGAACGGCAUCCAGGAGUUGUCCAUACCACCCAUUGACCCUAUCGAGCUGAAAAAUGUAACCGUAAAUGUACUUAACCAGCUAGAGGUGACGAUGGUCGAUGGUAUUGCUACCGGUGUGAAGAAUUGCAUAUUCAAUGACUUUAAGACUGACCUCGAGAAGGAGCAUGCGUGGAUGGAUCUUACUUGUGAUAUUACCAUAAAAGGACGCUACAAGCUGGUUUCGGACAGCCCUCUCCUCAAGUCCAUUUUUGGAAAACAGUCAAUCCAUGGCGAUGGUUUCGCUAAGGUCAAGCUAGAGCAACUAAACCUCCGAAUUGACUACGAUUUCUUCAUUGAGAGAGGUGCGGAUGGUGAGCUGUACUUUAAGUGCAAGCAUAAUGAGACGCAGUACACGUACAAUAUAGCGGGUCGAUCUCUUUUCUACAUCGACCAUUUGUACCUGGGCAAUGAAGAUUUGAGCAAAUACGUCACCUCCUUCCUCAACGAGAAUGGAAAGUUGCUACUCCAGAACUUCGGGCGCUCCUUCAUGGAUAAGGCAAUGGAAUUCUUCUACAUCUUCACCCAUAGGUUCUACGACGUCGUACCUAUCAAGUACUACAUCACUGAGGAUCUGACCCCUUACGAGAGAUCAUAGACGAGGCAAAG
Cydia amplana is the source of this 854-nucleotide messenger RNA. RefSeq lists its product as uncharacterized. The transcript has 5 exons. The coding region runs from base 64 to 843 and encodes 259 amino acids. Lineage: Eukaryota; Metazoa; Arthropoda; Insecta; Lepidoptera; Tortricidae. The record is from RefSeq and is a predicted model, not a curated record.